ACGAUGGCUGUUGUAACUGUAGCAACGUGGCUCGCGCCUAUGAACCUGGCUAUCGUGGCUCUAUUCCUGUUUGUUGGCUACUGGCUACUGAGACCAAACCGCUGGCGGGGUAACCCACCGCCUGGCCCCAGCGGGUGGCCCGUUGUCGGCAGCAUGUUCCAACUCGGCAACCGACCGGAGAUCUUUUUUAACAAGAUGUCGGAGAGAUACGGGGAUGUGUUCAGCUUGAACAUGGGCCAGAAGCGCGUAGUUGUUGUCAACACUUACGAAACGUUGGCAGAGGCUAUUAUAGAGAAGGGACACAUCUUUGCCGACCAGCCCGACCUUUUAUCUUUUAAGUUAGACACGGCCGGCAACCAACACCACGGUGUGUCAUUCGCAAGAGCUUCCGACAUGCAACGCAAGAAAAUCAAAGUGGUGCGCGCGGCUUUGAAUCCGGCCAUUCCUGAAGUCGCCGAGAAGUUUAACACGAUUAUAGCGAGUGAAGUCGCGUUGCUAAUGCAGGACGUCGCUAGCGAGCAUGGUAAACCGUUCGACCCACAUCACGUGAUCGAGUUCUGUUACGUCAACAUUAUCGGAAUGUUGCUCUAUGGGAAAAUAUUCCAACAGCGAGACGAGGAGUACUUCAAAUGGGCGGCUACGUUUGCUCGCAGGUUGGAACUAGGAUCAUAUCUGAUUGUGGACUGGUUUCCAUGGCUCGCCUACAUUACCAGCGCUGAAGUCAAAGAAUUAAAAGGACUCGUAGAAACGAUGGUGGCCUGGCACAUGAAAUUACUCGAGGAACACCGACAGACGUUGAACGAGUCAAGUCCGCGCGAUUUUAUCGACCACUUGCUAAUCCAGCAACAGACGGGCAAGCUGAUGGUGUCCGACACCGACAUCUGCUGUGUGUUGGAUGACUUACAAACCGCCGGAUUUGACACCGCCACUGCCAACACCGUCUGGGGCAUUCAGCUGCUUGUGCAGAAUCCAGACGUGCAGAAGAAGCUGCAGGCUGAGAUCGACGAUGUCGUCGGCAGCGGCAGGGCGCCGACGACGAAAGAUCGCCGCAACAUGCCCUACUUGGAAGCUACGCUUUGGGAGAUUCAGCGUGUAGGGAUGAUUCUUCCGAUACCUGGUCUACGUAGCACGUCGUCCGAUACGACAUUGAGGGGCUUUGAUGUGCCGAAAGAUACCAUUCUACUGAUCAACCACGCUAAGAUAGCUAUGAAUCCCAUCAAUUUCCCACAGCCUCAGAAGUUUGACCCGUCUAGGUAUCUGGAUGAGAACGGAGUCGUCGUGGCACCGGAUAAAAAGAUUAUGCUGUUUGGCAACGGCUUCCGAAAAUGUCCCGGCAUGCAAUUCGCUCGCGAAGCGAUGUUUACUGUCGUAGCGAACCUGUUACAGCGUUUCACCUUCCAGCUACCAGAGGGCGUCACAGCUCUCCCUGUCGGCAGAACCGACGGUCAUGUGCAGUAUCCAGUCUCUUAUAAGAUUACAGCUAUUCUGCGAUAAAUGCCCCAGCUUGAAGGAAGAAAACAGAAUAACGGUCGUUGGUGGUGGUUAACAGAGUCAAACGAUUUAGUUUAUUUUGCCCUUCUCAACAGCAUUCUAUUCUCCUUGCAAUUAUUCAUCCGUACUGGUUGGAUCUCAGUGGAAAAGUAUAUUAAAUCAAGAUAAAAUGGUUAUCAAAAAAUACUUAUGCAUAUUUAUUCUUU
Messenger RNA from Priapulus caudatus, 1697 nucleotides. Its product is annotated as cytochrome P450 1A2-like. The record is from RefSeq and is a predicted model, not a curated record. NCBI's taxonomy places the organism in Eukaryota, Metazoa, Priapulida, Priapulimorpha, Priapulimorphida, Priapulidae. Bases 4 to 1494 code for a protein of 496 amino acids. Gene Ontology annotation, molecular function: oxidoreductase activity, acting on paired donors, with incorporation or reduction of molecular oxygen; heme binding; iron ion binding. The transcript is spliced from 2 exons.